AGUAUUCAUAGAGGGCGCUGUUGCUGCACUACACAAUUUUGCGUAUGCAUUUUCUCCCCUUUGCAUGAGUCAAUGAUCUGCGGUAUCCUAUUGUCAUGCUAGUGGCUCGCUGUUAUUCCUCGUGUUGACAGCGUUUGAUCCGGUCUCCAUUAGACAGAAGUGCAUUGAUUAAACGCGCACCAUGGACUUCUCUAUCCGCGCCGCCAACCUCGAGGACUGCAAAGACAUUGCGCGCAUGAUCAUGGAACUGGCCGAAUAUGAGAAGGUGUCAGAGCACGUGAAAGUGACUCAGAAAGACUUGGAACAAGAUGGCUUCUCUAAGAACCCCUUCUUCCACGGAAUCGUGGCAGAGGUUCCGGAGGCGCAGCGAACCAAAGACGGGCAUGUGAAGAUCGGCUACGCGCUCUACUUCCUCAGCUACAGCUCCUGGAAGGGGCGCUGUGUGUACAUGGAGGACCUCUACGUCAUGCCUGAGUUCAGAGGCAAAGGAAUUGGGAAGGCGCUGAUGAGCAAGGUGGCCCAGCUGGGCAUGGCGGCCGGCUGCACUCAGCUGAACUUCACGGUGCUCGACUGGAACAAGGCGUCGCUGGACUUCUACGCGGCGCAGGGCUGCAGCGACGUGACGGCCGCGCUGGGCUACCAUGUCAUGCGCUGCGAGGGGGAGGAGCUAGAGCGGCUGGCCCAGCCCUAGCGCCGCCCGUUACCGUGGUGACGGCCCCCAUCCUCCCCAGCACCCCCCCCCCUCCCAUCCCCCCCCGCCCCUCCCUCCCUGACCCACGAAAACUGUGCAGCCACUCAGGGUAACGUCUCCGUGACAACCACAGCGGGUUGAUUCGCUUCAAUAGAAAGAUAUCCAAUGAUAAAACACAAAGCAUCAAUAGCAGAGUACCUCUCAUGGAUUAGGUUGUAGAGGAGACUCAGUUUGGGGUUGGUGUGAGGCUUCAGAGAGCUGGAAGGGGUGCAGUACAGUAUGAACCGAUGGGAACGAGGUACUGACAUGUGUUCAUGGGUGUUGCUCUCCUGGCCCGACCGACCCAACCUUCUGUUGAUGUUUUGAAACCAAAGAACGGCAUUAAUGAUCAACGCACAACGUGUGUAACACACAACGUGUAACGCACAAUGUGUGUAACGCACUGUAUGGGGAAGCACAAUGAGGUCUGCACUGGAGUCGAUGAAUAAAGAAGGAAAUGUGGUCUUUUGAUUCGCGUUUACGCGUAAA
Messenger RNA from Gadus morhua (Atlantic cod), 1219 nucleotides. RefSeq names its product spermidine/spermine N1-acetyltransferase family member 2a, tandem duplicate 1 (gene sat2a.1). The transcript has 6 exons. NCBI's taxonomy places the organism in Eukaryota, Metazoa, Chordata, Actinopteri, Gadiformes, Gadidae. The coding region runs from base 182 to 691 and encodes 169 amino acids. Gene Ontology annotation, molecular function: N-acetyltransferase activity. The record is from RefSeq and is a predicted model, not a curated record.